Lutra lutra (Eurasian river otter) is the source of this 3827-nucleotide messenger RNA. RefSeq names its product cytohesin 3 (gene CYTH3). NCBI's taxonomy places the organism in Eukaryota, Metazoa, Chordata, Mammalia, Carnivora, Mustelidae. The transcript is spliced from 5 exons. The record is from RefSeq and is a predicted model, not a curated record. Gene Ontology annotation, molecular function: guanyl-nucleotide exchange factor activity. Gene Ontology annotation, biological process: regulation of ARF protein signal transduction. Bases 1 to 1029 code for a protein of 342 amino acids.
AUGCUCCGCUGCCACAUGUACGGGUGUGAGAGGGCAAGUCGCCGUGCUGGCAUUCCUGGUAGCUGUCACAAAGCUAGUGGUGAUGGUGCCAUUCAGACCUUGGGCCCACCAGCCAGCCAGGUGACUGCCCAGGCCGCCUCCGUACCUUCUCUGCACACAGCUGUGGCCAUCCAGAGAGUGGGUUUCCAGCAGGCAGGUCCGCUCUCCACAGCUGCGGGCCUGGACACAGUCCUGCCCACAGGCAGCCUCCCAGGAGUCUUGACGCUGGCCUGGCCCCUAGGGACAGCUGGUUGGCGUCGGGCUCCGAGGGCCAAGAAGGCAGUAAAUCUACUGGAAGCUGAAGCUAGAGAUGUGUUAGCUUGGCCUGGGUUAGCUCCGGGCCCUUCUCUAGCACAGGGCAGACACAGGCCUGCACACGGAAGUGCUUGGCCAGGGGCCUACAACACAAGCGUAGGAGAUGACGUGUGUUUUGCGCAUGCACUUAAACAACGGAGGUCACCAUGUGACCUUGCUUCCUCAUGUUUCAUCGUAAACUUAGUCUCGGGCCAGGUGGUGCUUCCAGAAGGCCUGGGUGCUUUGCGAGAGCACAGGAGUGUUCUGUUGCUUCGGGAUCAUCAAGAAGUGCCUUACAGCUGUUGCGCUUUGAGAGUGGGAGGGCGGGUGAAGACCUGGAAGCGCCGCUGGUUCAUCCUCACCGACAACUGCCUCUACUACUUCGAGUACACGACAGACAAGGAGCCCAGGGGGAUCAUCCCCUUGGAGAACCUGAGCAUCAGGGAGGUGGAGGACCCACGCAAACCGAACUGUUUCGAGCUUUAUAACCCGAGCCACAAGGGCCAGGUCAUCAAGGCCUGCAAAACAGAGGCGGACGGCCGGGUGGUGGAGGGGAACCACGUGGUGUACCGCAUCUCCGCCCCGAGCCCCGAGGAGAAGGAGGAAUGGAUGAAGUCCAUCAGAGCGAGCAUCAGUAGGGAUCCUUUCUAUGACAUGCUGGCCACGAGGAAGAGGAGGAUUGCCAAUAAGAAAUAGAUCUCUCCCGGCCUCAACAGGUGACAGUAGAAACCAAAACCCCACAGCAGAAAGUGACUGGGAGCCUCCCCGACACCCCGGGUCCCGCCUCGCUCUCCCGCCGCCUCCCCGAAGGAGGCAGUGCCUGCCCCGCCCUGGCCGCUUGGCGCCUUUGGGGGGUGGUCGCCGAGGCUCCGCCGCUGGUGUCCCAAUGCCCUCUUCCCGGCUCGGGCCCGGCUGCACCUGCUGCCGUGGCCAAGGGGACCUCGGGCUCGUCAUGCCACACGUGCUCACCAGGGGCUGCGUUCACCGUCCUAGAAACCGCUGUUUUCUAUCAGAAUGAGGAAGGAAAAGCUACCACUUUUUUAUUCAGAGUUUUUUCUCAUAUAUAGGAUUAUAGCUUUUAUAUGCCUUUUUAUAUUCUGAAAUUAUAAUGAAAGAUACUUUCUAACAGUAGUAUUUUUAGAAUGGCAGCUAUAAAUAACUCCCGGACACAAGUCUCUACUGUGCACUGAAGAAAAAUUCUGUCUACAAGACACGCGCAGCACCAAAUGGGGGCCGUGGGCGGCGCCAGUGGCAGGGGGUGCGGGUGUGCCGCAGAGUCCCCUGCUUCCCUGGGCAGGGCCGGGCUCCAUGUGGCCAGGUCCCCUAGGGCUCCUCUUCAGCUCAGAUAACUUUCUAAAAAGGCAGAUUGUUAAAAUACAAGCAACAGUUCUGGGUGUUUCUCUUGUACCUGUGGUCCUGGCACCGUCUGGGUGUGGAGCCCCAUGAAACGGCUGCUGUUGGCCUGUGCGGACCCCAAGCGGCAGUUCCAUGUGGUUCAGCGGAACCAGGCUUCCGACCAGUCCUCGCUCUUUCAAACCUGUUGGAAAACUAGUGUUUCUUUUGCUGACCUGAUGGUAGUUGGACCCAAUCUCUUGACGUAACGCAUAGACCAGUAACUAGAACAAAUCUCGUUCCAUGUUUUCAGAGACUUACUCUCUCGCCGUGAGCAGGGAGCGCGCGCGCUGUGGGAUGGAGGCGCCGGGCACUUAGGGUUUCCUGUAAAUAGUGUAAAGCCCCGGAUACGUGCAGGUGGUGGACCCUGAGACGAUCCCCCACCGGGCGGCUGUCAGGUUGCUGUUGAUCUAAUAGUAGGUGCUCAGGACGUCUGCCGGAGGGAGGAUGGCUCUCAGGGCAGCACAGGGCUGCCGCGGGCCGAGGCUGGGGUGCUGUGUGCUGGGUCGUUGCUGCUGGUUCUUCAGGAUGGGCCCCGGGAACAGAGGCUGCCGGGACGGACCCCCUCUCCCACACUGCGUGGGCGCGCCCUGCCUCUGCGGCCUUUGUCGGUCAUGGACUGCCCCCUGCAAGAGGAAAGUCCCAGAAAGCAGGCUUCAGAGCGUCGGCACCUGUGUGAAGAUGUUGAGUACAAGUGACUGACAGUUCCUGUGAGUUGCCUUGGUGCUGGAACUGACCGGCUGCGGGCCCCUGGCCUCAGCACCGCUGACCUUGACGUAGCUUUAAGUCACGCUAGAUGCAAAGGGGUCUGAGCCCAGGGCUCUCUACCUUGCAUCAAACUGAGUUUUUGUUUCAUUCCCGAGCUUUUAGGCUUUGUUACUGUACUGAUACCUCAAAAUCAAAACUUUAAGUUUUUGAGAAAGGCAAGUCGGCAUUUGCCAAAUGCCCGGCUGGUAUAUAUGCAACUCUGGCCUUCAGUCUUCCACGAGCAGAGGGCGCCCAGAGUCCGCAGCCCAGCACUGCGCCCGAGCACCCCCGCAGCACCCGCCACGUCCGUGUCGCACACGGGGGGACCUUCUCUCUCCUUUGUCUGCCCCAGGUAGGCCCCUGGGGAGACGGGGCUUUUGGUCGUUGGGGUUUGGCCUCAGUGGGGUCGGGAGAAGCGAGCUUAGGGCAGGCCCCGCAGGAGUGGUUUCUGUGGGCGAAGGCGCCUCCCGUGCUGGCUAUUUCCCUGGAGCGAGGCAGAGGCCGCGGUGCUUAGACUCUGUAACCUGCUGUCCGUGUUCUGUGAGAUCCUCUAAUUCCAGGUUUUGUUGUGACAGUAUUAACACGACGGGCGCACGCGCUGUCCGUCACCCCCGCUCCACCUCAGGCCGGCCUGUCCGGGAGGCCCAGCCCCAGCAGGGGCUGUGAGGCCUGGCCCCCCCGCCUGGACCUCAACACGGCCAUGUUCCUCCUCCCCCGACCCCCCGCCGCCCCAUCUGCACUCAGUGUUUGAAUUUAGUCCCAACUCUGGCCAAAGACAAGCUUUCCUCCGGAGGCCAACGGCAGGAGGCAACGGGAGGGCUGCAUUGGGCGGGCGGCCCCGGCCCUGCCAGCCUCACUUAACACUUGAGGUUUAAUUGGACGACCCUGGACCCAGGCAGGCAACAGUGUCUUCAGGAUCACGGAGCAACUUUCAACAGCUUAAUGUGGUACCAAACUGAAUCAAGAUAGGAGCUAUUUAUAGAUGAAGCAGCAUUUAAUGCUUCAUAUAAAGCAAUGCAUAUUUUUAAAAGUUAAAAUGCAUAUUAUCUACAUAGAUGUGCUUUGCUGAGAAGUUAGGUCUGUUGUAGACCCGAAACCACACGUGUGAUUUCACAUUUUCUUAUUUUUUUCUUAGACAUUUCUAUUUACAGCAAAUAUAGUUAAUAUGUAAAUAAUGUACAAAGAGAUUUCUGGAGUGUUUGUUAUUCACUGUAUAUACUCCCAUGAGCUGCAUGAAGAAAUACCCUAUUAUCUAUUGAUAUUUUGUUAAAAUGAAUAGCAAAAUUGGAAGGUGUAUGGCCAUCAAAUUGCAAAUAACUGUGUUCACAAAAUAAAAAAAUGCAUUGUUCAAAGAA